Carassius gibelio (silver crucian carp) is the source of this 6968-nucleotide messenger RNA. It is a transcript of the gene l1cama, whose product is annotated as L1 cell adhesion molecule, paralog a. The transcript is spliced from 27 exons. The record is from RefSeq and is a predicted model, not a curated record. Gene Ontology annotation, cellular component: plasma membrane; axon. Gene Ontology annotation, molecular function: protein binding. The coding region runs from base 274 to 4080 and encodes 1268 amino acids. Gene Ontology annotation, biological process: cell-cell adhesion; axon guidance. Lineage: Eukaryota; Metazoa; Chordata; Actinopteri; Cypriniformes; Cyprinidae.
UUUCCUCGCACUGCAGCAUCAGCAGUGAAGAGAGGCCACAAUCAAUCUGACACAGAGAGGAGACACAAGAACCUUCAGGGACAGAUAAAACAACAGAGUUGCCACAGGGGGACGGAAACCUGAAGCCGUUUCGAAACUGUAGAGUUAAAGUGCAUCAGGAGGGUGAUCUGAGACAAAGCAUACAGGAAGAAGAAACAGUGAAGAUUGCUCUUCCCUGACUGGGAUAAUCGCAGAUUUUCCUGCCCGUUGUGUUUGUGCCUGUCAGCGGGUGCAAUGCCUACCACAAUACAACAGCAGGUGGGCAGCAGGGGACGAUGUGCUGCUCUCCUGCUCCCUCUCCUCCUGCUGUCCAUGGCCCCCAGGCCUGGGAAUGCCACCAUCAACAUCCCAUCCAAAUUGAAAAGCCCCCCAGUGAUUACCGCCCAACCAGAGUCUGUCACCACCUUUUCAGCAGAUGACAUCACACUCACCUGUGAGGCAACUGGGAAUCCCCCGCCCACGUUCCGCUGGGUGAAAGAUGGUCUGGAGUUUGACCCCUCUAAAGACCCUGAACUCUCUGUGUCCAGAGAUUCUGGGACCUUUUCUUUGACCGCCAAAGAUGGACCCAUUCACCAAUACCAGGGCAGAUAUAACUGCUACGCGUCUAAUCAUUUAGGCACGGCGGUGUCUAACGAGGCUCGUAUUGUCACAGAGAACACUCCCACUCUACAGAAGGAGAAGAAGGUGUCGAAGAAGGUGGAUGAAGGAGAGAGUGUGGUUCUUCCCUGUAAUCCUCCUAACAGCACUGUGGCUCCGGUCAUCCACUGGAUGGACAAGAAGCUGCGGCACAUUCAGCAAAACGAUCGUGUGAUUCAGGGUCGUGAUGGAAACUUGUACUUCUCUCAUGUGACUGAAGCAGACAGUCGAGACGACUACACCUGCAACACGCAGUUCCCCAGCGCGCGCAUCAUCGUCCUCAAAGAGCCCAUCAAACUCACUGUUAUCCCCUCUAACUCAGUAGUGCGUAACAGAAGGCCACAAAUGAUGCGACCCACUGGCUCCCACAGCUCCUAUCUGGUGCUCAGUGGCCAAAACCUGGAGCUGGAGUGCAUUGUUCAGGGCCUGCCCUCUCCCAAAAUCCAGUGGAUCAGGAAGGAUGGAGUCCUGUCAGAGUCCCGCACAUCCAGAGAUAGUUUUGAUAGGGUUCUGCGCUUUAAGAACAUCUCAGAGUCUGACAGUGGCGAGUACCAGUGUACUGCCACAAAUUUGCAAGGCAUAAUCACUCACACCUACAGAGUCACUGUGGAAGCUGCCCCAUAUUGGAUUAAAAAACCUAAGAGCCAACUGUACGCCCCGGGAGAUAUGGUCAAAUUGGAAUGUAAGGCUGACGGUAUUCCCAGCCCUGAGGUCACCUGGAGCAUCAAUGGAAAUCUUCUUACUGAUAUUGACCCAGACCCUAGACGCAGCUUGAAACAUGGAGUUCUCACUCUGAAGAAUGUGGUACUCAGUGACACUGCAGUCUAUCAGUGCAAAGCAGUCAAUAAGCAUGGAUCUAUCCUCAUCAAUGCCUACGUCUAUGUUAUAGAACUGCCUCCCCAGAUUCUGACAGAAAAUGGUCUCAUGUACUCUGUGGCAGAGGGACAGACGACUGAGCUGGCUUGUGAGACCUUUGGCUCUCCUCAGCCCAAUGUCACAUGGGAGGGUGAGUCCUGGGGUGCUCUAGAAGCCAACUCAAGGAUGAGCCAGUUACCCGAUGGCUCUCUACAGAUCAGUAACGCCUCCCUCAAUGACAGCGGCCAGUACACCUGCACUGUUAGCAACAGUGAAAUCACCAUCACUGCUGAGCUGGAUGUACUCAAUAAGACAGUCAUUGUGAAACCUCCAUUGGCUCUGCGAAUCCAGCGGGGGAUGCCUGCUACCCUCACCUGUGAGUACCAGGUGGACUCCAGACAGGACACCCCUCAAGUCCAGUGGAGGAAGAACCGACAGAAGCUCACAGAAUCCUCUGAUUCUGACAAGUACAUGAUAGACGAAUCCACCCUCAUAAUACCUGAGGUCAAAGAAGAGGAUGGAGGGAUUUAUACCUGUGAAGUCAUUACCACUCUGGAUAUGGCUGAAGCGAGUGGCUCCAUCACUAUCGUUGACCGACCUGACCCUCCGACCCAAAUACAGAUGACAGAACCUAAAGAUCGCAGUGUGACUCUCAGCUGGACACCUGGAGAUGAUCACAAUAGCCCUGUGCUAGAGUAUCUGAUUGAGUUUGAGGAGACUGACUAUGAAAGAAAAGAAUGGGAGGAGCUAAGCCGCGUGUCAGGCAACAAUCAGCGAACUACCCUUUCCCUGAAGCCCUUCCUUUCCUACCGUUUCCGAGUCAUCGCUAUCAAUGACAUCGGCAAGAGUGACCCGAGCAUGUACACGGAUGUCUUUUCCACACCAGCCGCUUCUCCAGACAGUAACCCUGAAGGAGUGCGCAGUGAUUCCAUCGACCCCGGCAACCUUGUCAUCACAUGGAAGGAAAUGGACAGGCAUAGUUUCAACGGCCCAGAUUUUCGCUAUAAAGUGAUGUGGAGGAAAGUUUUGGGCAGCGGUCCAUCCUGGCACACCAAAUUCAUGACCUCUCCACCCUUCACCGUCACAGAUGUGGGCAACUUCUCUGCCUUUGACAUUAAAGUGCAAGCUGUUAAUGAGAUAGGAGAAGGUCCGGAGCCCAAAUCCACUAUUGGAUACUCUGGAGAGGACUACCCAACUGAGGCCCCUAUGAAUGUGGCAGUGGAACUGAUCAACAGCACUGCAGUCGAAGUGACGUGGGCGCCCAUAAACAGAGAAACUGUGAGAGGUCGUCUGCAGGGUUACAAGAUUUAUCUGAUGCACUAUGGCCCGGAAAGCAGACACCUCAAUCGGGAGCGUGUUAGGGAGGGGAAGCCAAGGAACAUCUCGUUUGUGAUAACCGACAGUAAUGAGGAGAGGAAGGUUCUGGGAGACCUGCAGCCAUACUCCCAUUACACACUGUCUGUGAGCAUCUUCAACAAUAAAGGAGAAGGUCCCCAGUCUGACCCCCUCACUUUCCACACUCCAGAAGGAGUACCUGGCCCUCCAUCAUCUUUAGUGCUGGAUAGCCCAUCGGAGACAGAAAUGACUCUGCAUUGGACUCCACCCACCCAGCCGAACGGUGUCUUGAAAGGAUACACAUUAAAGUAUCAACAAGUUGAUAAAGAAGACAGUCCCAUGCAAAUGAUCGAGAUCAGUGACCACGUCGUGUCUCACUUCAACUUAAAGCUGGAUCCUCACAGCCGUUACCGCUUCUACCUGCGAGGCUUCACCGCUAAGGGAGAAGGACUGCCAAUCAUCAGGGAGGGAGCUACAACUCUGGAUGGAGUUCCACCCUCCAACAUUAGCUUAUCGACUGGAGAGACAUCAGUCAACCUGACAUGGGUAUCCAAAGAAAGACAGAGGAAUGUGGGAUUCUUUAUUCAUUACUUGAAAAAAGACGGUAAAGGCACAUGGAAGCGCUCUGAGAGAGUGAACAGCUCUCAGUCUUUUUACAGGCUGCAGGGGCUCCAGUCCGGGUCCGAGUACCGCCUGAAGAUCGACUUCAAAAACAAAACUUUAUGGGAGUAUGAGAUCCAGACAGCAGGAGCAAAAGUCAUGGAGAUAAGUCAAGGGUUUGUGACUGAGAGCUGGUUCAUUGGACUCAUCAGCGCCCUCGUGCUGUUGCUGCUGGUACUGCUCAUUCUGUGUUUCAUAAAACGCAGCAAAGGUGGAAAAUAUUCAGUCAAAGAAAAAGAAGAAGGCCAGAUAGAUUCUGAAGUUCGACCAAUGAAUAACGAGGCUUUUGGAGAGUACAGUGACAAUGAGGAGAAGCAGACAGCCAGUCAGCCAUCUCUGUGCGAGGAUAGUAAGCUAUGUACUGACGACACUCUAGAUGACUACGCCAACAGCAACAGCGUGCAGACCGAGGUCAUCAUGGACGAGUCACUGGCCAGUCAGAGCAGCGGAGUCCGAGAUGUUCCUGACCCCGGGACUCAGGAAAGUUCCCCUCUAAAUCCUGCCACAGCCAUCUCCCACCACGGCCUGCCCAUCUCCGCCGCCUUCCUUGACUAGCCGGGGCGAGACCGAGCCCAAAUGUGGAUUCACACAUGUGCCCACCUGUUGCAACUGCUCAUGACUGACCAAAUAUUCGAAAACCCACAAUACUGAGACCUACACACACAACAGAUGCCGAGAAAGCCAACCAGAAGCACUGCUGGGACUUACUUCAGACAUAAUUGGACCAACACUUUUAAUACAGUCAGAGGAAAACAUUUGACUGACAUAUAACAAAUAGACUGCCAUGCUCGUUGUUUACAGAUAAUAUCUCUCAUUUUACAAUAUAAAAUAGGCUAUAGCCGUUUACAGUUAUACUGACGUGACAAGAACCUCUCCAGAAGAGACUUGUUUGAUUAUUGAGUGACAUAAAGUAGACACCGAGCUCCCAAGGGUGAACGCCAAAUCAAGUCAGAGUCGGAUUCACCUGUUAGUCAGUAAGAAGCGAUGCAGAAGGAGGGUGUGAGGGAGAAGAGCGAAGCUGAGGGCCUUAAAAUCAUGACUAAGUGCGUUGUGCAAGCAUAUAGACAGCAUGAGCUGGUUAUACUGGUUGCAAAAUUUAAUCUAACUUAUUGUGUUUUGUGCGUCUCUGCCAUUUCUUUUUUUUUUAUUCUUUGAAGUCCUGCCGAAACCAUUUUUAUUAUUCUUUUUUAAUGAUAUAUUUAUUGUUAUAAUUUUUUGGUUGUUGUUGUUUUUUUUUACACAAGAAUCAGUUUUGUGUCGUGUUUUAAAGGUGCUGUAAGUGACGUUAGCCAUUGUGGAUCUUCUCCGUUUUAGCCAAUGAAUUAUAUAUGCACCCUUUAAAAAAAAAAAAAACACCCGGGUUAGCGUGGCCCUGAUGGUGCAUCUUUGUCAAAAUUCAGUGUGUUGUGACACAAUUUGUUUUUGGCGAACAACUUGGUAAAUUUGGAUACAUGUUAUAGUAGAUGUUUGAACAGUGUCCAGUUCUUUUAAAAAAAGAAUCCUCUAUUUUCUGAAUGCAUCUUAUUGAUAUUGUGAAUGAUGCAUAUAUGCAUACGUUUCAUUUUGAACCUUUCCUCAAAACUUAACAUAACUCAUUCUUCCAGGGAAACGACAGCCUUUCUUACAAUCUACUGCAAUGUCACAUUCAGAUCUGCCACCAUCUAAUCAACAACAGAUUGACAAAACUAAGUCUCCACCCUAGAUAUUUCUCCUUUUUAAUAAUUCAGAUAUUUCCUGAGUUCCGUUCCGUAAAAUUUGCUUACAGUACCUUUAAGUCAUCUGUACAUUGAGUUAUUGUAAUAUCGUGAUUCAACAGAAGAUACAUAUCGGCAUCCCCUCAGUUAAGAUUACAGGUUUCCAUAGUGUAAAUACAUGAGAUGCAAUGACUCUACGACAUAAGAUCGGUUAUAGCAAGCUGUACAUACAAGCAUCUAUCAAUUUAGCCAAAUACAGUAUUAUAAUCUUUCAUCUCCAUGGGUUCCUGUGCUUGCCUUCAACAACAUGCCCAUCACCAUCUCUCAUGUUAAUCCUUUGUGUGCUUAAUUCUUGUUUUCUGCAUUGUAUUAAACUGUACAGACUGAUUUUCUCUUGCAGCCCUGUUGGUGUAAAGCCAUAAGAACACACACGUAAGGUGCGUAGUUUUGAGGUCGUAUUGAGUUAGAUAGGGCUGUGAGAGAGUACGUCACACACACAGUUUAGUUUGGUUAUGUAAAAUGCAAUCAUGUAUUGGCUUGUGUCUUGUUACACAGAAUGUAUGCUUUGUUUGGGUGGGAAUUGUUCCAUACCAGUAUACCAAAUAGCAUUCGUUCCCUCUUUUGCUUUUCAUUUGUUCUGAUGUUUGAUAACGAAUAUAGCAGAAUAUAGCACUGAGAGAAUCUAUGGCACAUCUGGUAUUUCUCAAGAGAAGGGGCAUAGGGGGGAAAUAAAUCUCUUAAUUUCCAGAUGAAUGUAAAUAUAGUCCUAAAAGUUUGUUCGUUAUGACGUUGAAAAUUUGUCUUGUUGAUUAUAUUUUAGGUUUUUAAAUUUUGAGUUUUGUCACUUUUUUUUUUUUUUUUUUUUUUUUAGCUUUCAAGUAACUUGUUAGUUGUGAUUUGAGUGUGGUAGACAAGUAGUGCAUAGGUUUAAAUAACUAAGAAAAAAUUUAUUUGAUAAAUAAAUGUUUCAGGUUCUGAAAAAAAAAAAAAAAAAGCUGAUUGGAUAUAAGUUAAAUGAAGCUACUAGCAAAACAUGAUUGCGCUUAUAGUUUCCCAAGUGCUACAGACUGGCAGUAUUGUGCGUAUCUGAUUAGAAUCUAUUGUUGCAGAGGCAGCACGAAAGGAAGGAGGCAGUCGUCUUAUUUGCACCACUGCACACACACACACACACACACACACACACAAACACGCUUCCAGGGAGCAAUAGAAAAACGCUGACUCGGAUCUUUGAGACAACUGUCUUGAGGCGGCUUUUGCAGUGAUGCCCAGCCCUCUGGAAUAGCUGUGGAGGCUGGACUGUCCGAUCUGUUUUAGCCUCCCUCACAAAAGCUGUACAGACAAACUCAGGACAAAAGUCUCUAAGAGAUCUAUUUUCUUACAGGAGGGGGAAGUGAUGCAAAUGAUAUUCAACUCAAUAUUCGACUGAACUGCUGCUAGACGACGUGUGUAUUUUGUCAGUGUCUUGACUGUGUAUUGAGUUCGGAAAUGAAUCGACUCUUGGAUAUCCACUAUACUGCCCUCUGCUACUGCAACUAAAACUGGAUUGGGAGGGCACCGUUUAAAGCUUGACUAGUGAAAGAACGUUGCCGUUUCUGUUGUUAGUUGUCAAAUGUACACAUUCAAGCUCAUCAUGCAUCUUAAACUGUAUGCUUAAAGCCUAAAUAAGCUUGACAUAAUAGUCUCUUAUUCCUCUUGUAUGUUCUGUUUGUUACUGCAUAUGAUGUGAAAAUAAAUGAAGGAUGAGAUGAA